Messenger RNA from Fraxinus pennsylvanica, 540 nucleotides. The record is from the annotation of a GenBank genome assembly. Lineage: Eukaryota; Viridiplantae; Streptophyta; Magnoliopsida; Lamiales; Oleaceae.
AUGGGAAGCAGACUAGGAAGAAGAGUAGUUAACUUUGCUAAUCUUCCCAUAAAACUCCUCAUGCCUUCUUCUUUCUCCAAUAUUUCCGAAAUUGCUAUCAAAACCAUUCCCUCCGCUUCAAAGAUUGAGAUUAAGCGGAUUUUAGAAUCACUUUACGGAUUCGAGGUGGAGAAAGUCCAGACUCUAAACAUGGAGGGCAAGAAGAAGAAGCGAGGAGGUUUUUUGAUCGCGAAACCUGAUUAUAAGAAGGCUUAUGUGACCCUCAAAAACCCUCUGUCCAUAAAUCCGGAUCUUUACCCAAUCCGGAUAAUUGAAGAGGACAAAAAGAGUUUGAAUAAGCAGUCUAAAUCAAGCAUUGUGGAGGACCCGGAAGCUAUAAAGAAGUCGCAUUGGCUAGAUGAAAAGAAAGGUGGCAGGACAUUUAAGAGGCCGGAAGGGCGUACUUUUGGUCGCCGUGGUGGCAGUGAUGGUGAUGGAGCAAAGUCCACGAGCUCAGGGGCAAAAUUUCCAUGGAGCAACAUGAGGUCUUUUGGGAGGUAA